CGAUAAAAUACAUGAACAAUAAUAUUACUGAAAUACUUAGUUUAAAACAACACAGAAUUGUUUUUGGUUCCCUUCACUCCUUUAAUUGACUUGUAAGUUUUAGGAAUAAAAGACCCUCUUUAUUAUGAGAUAUCUAUUUCAAAAAAUGGUGUGAAUAAAUGUGAAGAAGUGCUCGUUUCAAUCACUUUAUAAACGAAAUAUUUCUCUAUGUUAGUUUUGUUUGUUUCAUCAGCGCCAACCUGAUAAAAUCUAUAUGAAGUAAAAUCAAUUAUAACAUCGCCUUUAAUGAGCACAUGCUUUUAUAUUAAUUUCACUGAUAUCAUUGAUUUAACACUAGAUAUUAUCAUCAUUAUAAUGUAAUAUUAUUAUAACUUUUGUUGUAUAAAUGCUCACUGUCACAUAAGCCUUUAACUGCUAUAUUGUAUUUCCCAUUGAUCGGUUACUAUGGAGACAAAGUUUGAUGACAAUGGAGGCGAGUAGUUUGUAGGUUUAUCCGUUAUAGGAAACCUGUUGGUGAGAGCUGGUAUAAAUAAAUCGAAAGCGGGAUUACAAAUAGAAAAUGUGUAUUAUUGUGACAGAAGAUGAAAACAACAUGAACGUUGGGUGACAACUUUUUUUUCUAUAAAGCAAUGGGGCGAGGUCAAUAGCACAAAAAUGGGAUGUUCACCAUCAAGGAAACGUAUUUACGGAUUUGGGACAAAAAGACUACGGGCUGCACUUUUGAUACAAAAAUGGUAUAGACGGUACAGAGCGCAUUUAGAAGUUCGCAGACGCUGCACGUGGAAUAUAUUCCAAUCCAUUGAAUAUGCCGGAGAGCAAGACCAACUAAAGCUUCAUAACUUCUUUAACAAAAUGCUGCUAAAUAUGUCAACAGACGACGGACAAGCGCCUCUAAUAAGUGCACUUAAUGUCAACAAAGAAGCAUCCAUAUAUGAUACACAGACAGUAUCAGACAAUAAUAGUGAAAUUUUUGACAAGUAUCUAGAUGGUAUCAAAGUGGAGAACAGUUACAAAGGAAUCCAUCUGAAAUUUCCUCUCACACUGAACCAGCUUCAUAAAAUGGUGCAAGCGUUCAAACGAAAUCUGACGCUGCACGCAAAGUACACCAUCCAGUUGUUGUUGGAAACAAGAAAGAUUCUAAAGACACAGGCAAACAUCCGCUACGCAACAACAUCCCUUUCUAAACAGAUAACAGUGUGUGGGGAUAUACAUGGCAAACUUAGUGAUUUAUAUAUGGUCUUUCAUAAAAACGGGCUACCAGCUGUGAAUAAUCCCUAUAUAUUUAAUGGCGACUUCGUGGACCGGGGACAUUUCUCUACUGAGGUCGCUCUUGUGAUAUUUUCGUGCUUUAUCAUGAAUCCUAAUGAAGUGUACAUCAAUAGAGGAAAUCAUGAAGACCAUGUUAUGAACUUAAGGUAUGGCUUUGUCAAAGAAAUAGAGAAGAAAUAUAGGCAGCACUCGAAGAAGAUAAUUCAUUUAUUCAGGGACGUGUUCAGUUGGUUACCACUAGCAACCAUGGUUGACGAACAGAUACUGGUGUGUCAUGGCGGUAUAUCAGACAGUACUGAUCUUCAACGUUUGUCAACCAUUGAUAGACAUAGGUAUUUAUCAACUCUACAACCUCCUGGUGGCUGUGAUGAUAUAAGUACAAUGUCUCAAGACGAUCUUAUAGAAUGGAAACAGAUACUCGAUCUGCUUUGGAGCGAUCCAAAACCAAAUGAUGGCUGCCAGCCUAAUACAUUCAGAGGUGGGGGAGUUUACUUUGGGCCCGAUGUUUCCGCUCGAUUUCUGGAGGAAAACAAACUAAAAUUGCUCAUACGAUCUCAUGAAUGCAAACCAGAGGGGUUCGAAUAUACUCAUGAUGGUAAAGUACUUACCAUAUUUUCUGCCUCAAAUUAUUACGAGACUGGCAGUAACCUUGGGGCAUUUGUCCGGAUACAAGGACAGAGCAUGGAGUGUCAAAUAAUACAGUUUACCUCAAGUCAUAGUCCGGUUCUCAGAAAGAUAUCUUUCACACAAAGGAUAAAUCUGGUAGAAAAGUCUGCUCUAAGUGAUUUGAGGGAUCGUCUACUUGCUUCGAAGUCAGAAUUAUUGAACGAAUUCAGCAAAUAUGAUCCGGAUAAAACCGGUAAAAUCAACUGUGCAGACUGGAGCUUUGCUAUGGAAACGGUUCUUGAAAUGGAGUUGCCAUGGAGAACAUUAAGAUCGAAAUUAGCAGAAACUGACGAAGAAGGCAAUGUUUUGUAUGAAACUUCAUUCGAAACUCUGCAAGUAAAACACCGAUAUAGCGGGAAUGGACCAAGUAUUACAGAGACACUAUACAGACAUAAAGACAGUCUGGAGACAAUUUUCCGUAUGAUUGAUACGGAUCAUUCUGGACAAAUAUCAAUGCCAGAGUUCGAAGAUGCGCUCAGUAUUCUAAUCAAGCAGCUUGACCUUGCGAUACAGGAACGUGACAUACGGGAUAUAGCCGAGAGUAUUGACAUGAACAAAGAUGGCUGCAUUGACUUUAACGAAUUUCUUGAAGCUUUCAGGAUCGUGGAUAGUAUGGGCAAGGAUAAAACAAAAACCUUGAAAACUGAACACAAUGCAGAAAUUUCGGAGUUACCGGCAAUAAGUGAAAAUUUAAAAACAUAGUCUCUAAGUGCUGAGAAAUGAGUAGAGCACAAUUGUCAAAGAGCAAAAAGUACAUUAGUGAUUAAACAAAUAACUAUUGGAUAAUAGUUCAGUCAUAUGAUAAAGUGCUAGUGAUUGGUAGAUAGGUGUUCCCCGGAUCGUUUACAAUUUCUGUAUUAUGUAAAUAAAUAAUACUUUCACAUAAAAACGUGUUAGAAUUAGAUCAAUGGUGAUACAAGUAUUAAAUGUGUAAUACUUAUAAUGAACAAUAGCAACUGUAGAUCCGUUCACAACAAACAAAUUGUUCGUAUAGGGAUGCACUUAUCCAAUAUACAUAAUAAAUUAAUUACAGUUUAUAUUUUGUAUAUACAACAUAAGAGUAUAACAAAUGUCUAAAAUAUAUUUUGUUCAUUACAAGAAAGGUGUUCUUUGUUUGGAUUUCGUGAUAAUUCCGUUGUAUUACA
Molecule: messenger RNA, 3080 nt
Organism: Ruditapes philippinarum (Manila clam)
Lineage: Eukaryota; Metazoa; Mollusca; Bivalvia; Venerida; Veneridae
Product: serine/threonine-protein phosphatase with EF-hands 2-like
Exons: 16
Coding region: 655-2637 (660 amino acids)
Biological process (GO): detection of stimulus involved in sensory perception
Cellular component (GO): nucleus; cytosol
Molecular function (GO): calcium ion binding; protein serine/threonine phosphatase activity; manganese ion binding
Source: RefSeq, a predicted model, not a curated record